Messenger RNA from Pangasianodon hypophthalmus (striped catfish), 3789 nucleotides. RefSeq names its product melatonin receptor type 1A like (gene mtnr1al). Bases 555 to 1577 code for a protein of 340 amino acids. Gene Ontology annotation, cellular component: membrane. Gene Ontology annotation, biological process: G protein-coupled receptor signaling pathway. The record is from RefSeq and is a predicted model, not a curated record. The transcript is spliced from 2 exons. Lineage: Eukaryota; Metazoa; Chordata; Actinopteri; Siluriformes; Pangasiidae. Gene Ontology annotation, molecular function: melatonin receptor activity.
GGACACAUGGAGCAGACACGCAGAAACCAUGACAUCUGUUGCUUUUUUCCUGACUCUGAUCUGAAAUUCUGCAAAAAAAAUCCAGCGUUUUGUUAAACACCCUGUCGUGAAUGGAAAGCGCGCGGAAGCCCUGAAUGAGCAGCACGGCACUUCUGCCAGACUGAUGAAGUAAAUUAAGUGCACGAGUAACACACUGAACAGUUGCAAUCCGUUCACAGCACAGUGGUCUUAAAGAAACUGUAAAGACGAUACAUGACAUCCUUCUCAAUAAUGACUCUAAAGUGGACAUGCACUGUAACUCCUUCGAGCUUCGUGAAAUGUUUGGAAAUUUUGCAGUUGCAAACUUGCUUGUGGAUUAAACAGCUCAUCAGUGCUGCUCUUACCGCAGAGAUCUCUCUGAAUGAGUUUUUCCUGUAGUGACAUGACACACGUGGCUUCAUGGCUUCAGUGUUCCGGGGCUGUUACAGCUGUGCGCCGCGUGCGCUUUCUGGAGCGCAGUGAGGCGCGCGCGCUGUCCGAGGCCGGUCCCGAGCGGUGCCGCGAGCUCGCCCUGAAUGUGCCCGGGGCGCGGAGGGCUGUGGCGCGUGCUGCCGUCCGGGUGCUCGCAGCAUGAAGUGAGGAUGGUGGAGGAGACAGCCGCCCCUCUCAGGAACGCUUCGUCCUCCCGUGGAAACGACGAGAGUCUCUCCUUCCCCUGGAGGCUCACUCUACUGGCCAGCGUGCUCAUCACCACUAUAGUCGUAGACGUCCUGGGCAACCUGUUGGUCAUAGUGUCGGUUUUCAGAAACAGGAAACUCAGGAAAACAGGAAAUGCCUUUGUGGUGAGUUUGGCUGUAGCAGAUCUUGUAGUUGCCAUCUACCCAUACCCAAUGGUCUUAACUGCUAUCUUCAACAAUGGCUGGAUUGCAGGAAACAUCCACUGCCAAAUCAGUGGCUUCCUGAUGGGGCUCAGUGUCAUCGGCUCCAUCUUUAACAUCACAGGCAUCGCCAUCAACCGCUACUGUUACAUCUGCCACAGCAUUAACUAUGACAAAAUCUUCUCCAAAAAGAACACUGUGUGCUACGUGGUGCUUGUGUGGGUCUUCACCAUCCUGGCCAUCACGCCCAACUGGUUCGUGGAGUCUUUGCAGUACGACGCACGUGUCUAUUCGUGCACAUUUGCCCAGUCGGUCAGCUCCCUCUACACCAUCAUGGUGGUGGUGGUACACUUCAUCCUGCCCAUCAGCAUUGUCACCUACUGCUACCUGCGCAUCUGGAUCCUCGUCAUCCAGGUGCGCAAACGCGUCAAGCCCGACAACCGGCUCAAGAUCAAGCCACAUGACUUUCGCAACUUCCUCACCAUGUUUGUGGUGUUUGUGCUGUUUGCUGUGUGCUGGGCGCCUCUGAACUUCAUUGGCCUGGCAGUGGCCAUCCAGCCCUCGCUGGGCCAGGCUAUUCCUGUGUGGCUCUUCACAGCCAGCUACUUUAUGGCUUACUUCAACAGCUGCUUGAACGCAGUUAUCUACGGCGUACUCAACAACAAUUUUCGAAAGGAGUACAAAAGAAUUGUGCUCUGUCUUUUUAAUUUGCAUUGUUAAAGUUUUUUUUUUAAUUUUAUUUUUUUUUACAAAGAGGAGACGCGCACUGUGAAUUUACUAGCAUACAAACCAUACUCACCCAGACAGAGAUGGACUGUUUGUUUUGCAUAGGCUCAUGGCAAAAUGUUUUCCAUAUCUUUAAAAAUUACUUGGACAGAGACUCAGUCAUGUAUCUUUGAAUAUAUUAUGUACAGUAAGCUUAGGUUUGCACUGGAUAAGCAACAUAUGAUUCAAAUGCCCAUUUAAAUAUAGUUAAAUUAAUGCAUGAAAUAACCCAUCCUAAUGAUGAAUGAUGGUGUCAUCUGUGAGAAAUGGCAGCUGCAUCUCCAAAUGACAGUUUUAGUUAGCAUACUGUCUCACUUAAUUAAUCUCGACUUCAAAAAUUGACAGCUUGAAGACUGGGAUUCCAAACAGAGAACACACGUUUCCAAACAGAGAGUGGCUUCAAUCAAAUAAAUGUUCCAUAAUUUGACUAUAGUUAUUCAAAUGAUUUUUAAAGGACCCAAAAAUAAUAUGUAACAAUACUAAAACUUUUAUUUGAUGAUAAAGAUCCAUUUUUUAGUUUAUAAAAAAUAAAUAAAUAAAUAAAUUAAGCAGACUUAACAUUUAUGGUUGUCAGAAGUCUUUUCUCUCAGAAUGAUUAAACAAAUCCUCUCAGAAAUCUUUCAGAUGAGCAAAGCGUGGUGUGUGGGAGACUUUUUACCCCACAUCCACCCACUCCUGCAGAAAGCGUGGCCAAUCCUGCCCGUUCCUGAAGUUGUUAUUUUUUGUUUGUACACAUCUACAAUAUUUUAAUGAACUUAGUUAGUUCUAUUUACCAAAAAUUAACAAAAGAGUAAUUUAAACUUCAGUAACCCUGUCCAGGAUAAAGCAUUUACUAAAGAUGAAUGACUGAACGCAGUAAACCCAUCUGGAACACCUUGCAACAUCCAAUACACUCUGUUCAUUAAUAUGUCAGUGAAUACACCUUUCUUUGUCUCACCAGCUUCAUAUCUAACUGCCGGCCCACACAUGCAUGAGAAUAAAAACCACCUGCUCCUGUGACUUUUUUGUUGGGUGCCACCUGUUGCAUACAUUUAGCCCCCACCUUUCACUCCUCUGUCUCUUUUCUCAAGAAGAGAGCAUAUUUUACAACUUAUUCAUGACCUAUCUCUCUUGACAUCUAAUCAAGCAAUAUUCCGCAUCUCUGAUCAAAUCCAUCUGCAUUGUUCAUCUAUCUGGUUCACAUGUCAGGCUGGUCUCAGGUCAACCUAAACCUAUGAAAACACACACAUUUUAAAGUCAGAGCUGAUUAACAGGACUUUCAGACCAAAGGCAAAAGAUUAUUGCAGCCAUUGUAGGCAUAAAGACUACAAUUCAUCAAGAUUAAAGUCAUUAUAGACAUAUUACAUAUCAGACAAGAGAGAAAGUCAGGACUUGAGUUUUAUUCAAUGAUGCAUUUAUACAUAACAUUGAGGAUGGCGAAUAUUAUAGUAGGGAUUUAAUAUGUUUUCUUACUGUAUGAACACUUUGUUAAAGGAACUUUGAAGACUUUAAUUCCUCAAUUUGAGAUAGGAUUGUAUGCUUUAUCUGUAACAAUCUUUUAUUUACGUUUAAAAAUGGUCAUAAUGAGCUCUUAAAAUAGUGUCAUGAAUGUGUAUCAGUCAGCAAGCAAAAUUCCCAAAAGCCAAUAAGUAGUGAGUUAAGUUAAGUGAGUUUUUCUCCAUAAGAAAUACAAAUAUUCUGUGUUUUGAAAUGCAUAAGCAAUGAUGAAUUAUUCUGCAUGUCCUUGGUCUUUAAUCCUUUUCCUACCUAAAUGGACACUGCGUACACUUUGGUGUGUGUGUGAGAGAGAGAAACAAGAUUGAUGCAGUUACAGAAACUUACAAAGCACUAUUUCACUCUCCAUCCUUUGCACAUGUCUUUAUAGUGAAGUGUUUAAAAAGAAUUGAGAAUCAUAUUUGUAUGUAAGUAAUGUCACUUACAGAUGUCUGCAGUGUCUAUAUGUCAGUGACCUCAGUUAAAAUGUUAAAUAAAGUAAAUGGCUAUCACUGUGCAAUGUUAUAAUAUGCAUAUUACCUCAGUGUGAAAUGUUAAUUUGUCACAUAUAGACACACAUCAAGACUUUAACUGAAUGUGUAAUUUUAGAAUGGUACAUUGUUGUUUUUUUCUGCAAUGAAAACGUAAGAUAACUGGUUUUACUGCCAGUUAUUAUCAACCAGUUAUUAUUUAU